This is a messenger RNA of Gregarina niphandrodes, 564 nucleotides long. RefSeq lists its product as hypothetical. NCBI's taxonomy places the organism in Eukaryota, Apicomplexa, Conoidasida, Eugregarinorida, Gregarinidae. The transcript has 2 exons. Bases 1 to 564 code for a protein of 187 amino acids. The record is from RefSeq and is a predicted model, not a curated record.
AUGAAGGCUAGAACUAGCGAGGCUGCCACUACCACGCCCGCAAGUAUGGACUGCACGAUCGGCGAGAGCGGCAAUGAUGUCGAGUAUCUGGGGGACGGAACAUCUCCGUACGGAAGUUCUCCAGAGCGCACAGCGAUGGGAUCCGGAGCGCAGACGCCAGUGACUGAAGAGGGCACGGAAGGGCUGGCCGCCGGUGAAGGACAAGGGGUUGACACUGGGCCGGCUGAUGGCGAGCAAGCGGCUUGUGGUGGGCAGGCAGCUGCGGAGAGGCGAUCCGUGACGCGAGAAGUUGUAAUCCCGGUGCCUGUGGAAGAGGUUCGUUCGAUUGAAUUCAAGUUGCCCAAGUUGAAGGUGAACAAGACCCAAGUCGGAUAUCCGGUGUAUGCGCCGAGAAUUAUCGAGUAUCCGAUCCCUGCAGAAAAUCUUAGUCAAGAAGCGUUAUCUAUAUGCGACUCGAUCAAAGAGUCAGUGGACGCCUUAACCCAGCCGCAGACUCCUGCCACUCUUGAAUCCAUCGCGGAUUCUAUCGUUGAAAGUUUGGAGGUGAUGAAGAAUUUUUUGUGA